UUAAAAAAUUAUUAAGUAAAACAACCUAGUCACAAUAUUUACAAAUUAUUUGAGCAAAGUUAAGCAGUCUCUGUGUUUUAACGAACUUUCAGCAAAUUCUGAAAACAAAUUCAGUUUGUGUUAAACCACAACGCAGUUUGCGGGUGACAGAAAUCGACAGCCGAUACCAACACAGCUAAAUCUACACGCUCCUCACCAAUACCAAUACAUAUACAAAUAGAAAUAAGAGAGCAGUAGCAGCGGUUUGUCGUCAUGCCACGAGGAAAGUACGUUAACCACAAAGGCCGUAGCCGUCACUUUACAUCUCCCGAGGAGCUGCAACAGGAGUCCGAGGAGGAGAGCGAACAGUCGAGUGGCAGUGAGGAGGAAGAUGCCGACACUGCCAGCGGCACAUCCAAACAGCCUUCGGCAGCGGGUUCGGGAACCGGAGCAGCACGGAAACCCACAAAGCCUGUACAGCGCAAAAAGCAGCCAGCAGCUCGCAACUCAUCUGACGAGGAGAGUGAUGACGAUGAAGAUGGCUCCGAUGAUGAUUCCGAGGGAGAGAGGCGCGAUGCCAAAAAAGGCGUGGCCUCUCUUAUCGAAAUUGAGAAUCCCAAUCGUGCGAUAAAGAAAUCUGCACAGAAGCUGUCCCAGGUCAAGAUAGACGAAGCCGUUGGCACCGGCAAGCCGGAGCUCUCUCGCCGCGAGCGCGAACAAAUCGAAAAGCAAAAGGCGCGUCAGCGCUACGAGAAGCUCCAUGCUGCCGGCAAGACAACUGAGGCCAAGGCGGAUCUGGCCCGAUUGGCGCUCAUAAGGCAGCAGCGCGAGGAGGCCGCAGCUAAGCGAGAGGCGGAGAAAAAGGCAGCUGAGACAGCCAAGAAGCCGGCAGUCAAGUAGUAAACAAAUUAUUGUUUUUUGCAAAUAAUUUUAAUUUUUCAACAAUUUUCAACACACACAAGGGGGCUACGGCAAUGGCAAUUUAGUUAAGUGUUUGAAUCUUCGAAAGUUUGUUCGAAUACACACAUAGUAUAUGCAUGGACACAUACAUAUAUUGUCGAGAAAGAAAAAGCCUAACAUCUCUUAAGAAAACCAAUUUUGUGUAGAAAGUAAAUUAACACUAAAUGCAACUCAUAUAUACAAGCCUAACAAAUAAAAAAAUUCGCAACUGUUUAAUUUAGGAUCCCAAAAAAUCCCAAAAUGUCAAACGCAAAUUAGGAAAACUUUUUUAAGCAAAAAAAAUGCUAUAAAUUAAUGCAGUCUUUUGUAAUUGAGAA
Messenger RNA from Drosophila busckii, 1256 nucleotides. Its product is annotated as 28 kDa heat- and acid-stable phosphoprotein. Lineage: Eukaryota; Metazoa; Arthropoda; Insecta; Diptera; Drosophilidae. Gene Ontology annotation, cellular component: cytosol. The record is from RefSeq and is a predicted model, not a curated record. The transcript has a single exon. Gene Ontology annotation, molecular function: RNA binding. Bases 253 to 879 code for a protein of 208 amino acids.